Molecule: messenger RNA, 7176 nt
Organism: Nycticebus coucang (slow loris)
Lineage: Eukaryota; Metazoa; Chordata; Mammalia; Primates; Lorisidae
Gene: MTCL1
Product: microtubule crosslinking factor 1
Exons: 16
Coding region: 137-6238 (2033 amino acids)
Biological process (GO): regulation of autophagy; establishment or maintenance of epithelial cell apical/basal polarity; microtubule bundle formation
Cellular component (GO): midbody; spindle pole; lateral plasma membrane
Molecular function (GO): microtubule binding
Source: RefSeq, a predicted model, not a curated record
GGGAUCGGCGAAGGCGCCGGGGCGCAGACCGGACGGAGCUGGGGACAGUGAUGAGCCAGCGUGCGAGGAGGCUGCGCGCCACCGCCGCCCGGAGCAUCUGCCGCCCGAGCUGCUGCGCGCGGUCCCGGCCCCGGCCAUGGAAACGCUGAACGGUCCCGCGGGCGGCGGCUCCCCGGACGUGAAACCGCAAUCUCCGGGCCAGCACCACCGCCACCACCACCUCCACCCGCUGGCUGAGAGGCGGCGGCUCCACCGUGCGCCGUCGCCCGCCAGACCCUUCCUCAAGGACCUGCUCGCCCGGCCCGCCGCAGCCGGCUCUCCCCCCGCCGGCCCCUCCUCGGGCCGAGCCCCGGCGCCCGCUGCCCCGCGCUCGCCCAACCUCGCGGGCAAGGCGCCGCCCUCCCCGGGGCCCCUGGCCGCGCCCGGCCACCUCUCCCGGCGUAGCGGCGGCGUCCCCGGCGCGAAGGACAAGCCACCGCCGGGCGCUGGGGUCAGGGCGGCGGGCGGCGCCAAGGCUGCCCUGGGAACCAGGAGGGCGGCGCGUGCGGCGCCUUCCGAGCCGCUGGCCCGGGCGGGGAAGCCUCCUGGGGCCGAUCCGCCGCCCGCCGCUGCCAAGGGCCGCAAAGCCAAGCGCGGCACCGGGGCCGUCCCCGCCCGCACCAUUAACUCUUCGGCCCCGGCCGCCCGGAUCCCUGCCGUGACCCUGGCCGUGAGCUCGGCGGCCGGUUCCCCGGCUCGAGGCUCGCGCGUCAGCCACACGGACAGCAGCUCCGACCUCUCCGACUGCCCCUCUGAACCCCUGUCGGACGAGCAGCGCCUGCUUCCAGCCGCUAGCAGCGAUGCCGAGUCCGGGACCGGCUCCAGCGACAGAGAAGCCCCGCGCGGAGCGCCCACGCCGAGUCCAGCAGCCCGCGGGGCGCCGCCGGGCAGCCCCGAGCCCCCCGCGCUCCUCACCGUGCCCCCCGCCGCCGGCGCCUGUCCCGGGGGCCGGAGCAGCCCGGGCGGGGUCUCCACGGGGUCAGGAGCUGCGGAGGAUGCCCGGGGGCGCACGCCGCCCGAGAGACCGGUCCCCGGGACCCCCAAGGAGCCCAGCCCCCGCGAGCAGCCCCGGCUCGUGCCGGCGGUGCAGGAGGAGGAACUGCUGCGGGAUAUGGAGGAGCUGCGCUCGGAGAACGACUAUCUCAAGGAUGAGUUAGACGAACUCCGUGCUGAGAUGGAAGAAAUGAGAGACAGUUAUUUGGAGGAAGAUGUUUACCAGCUGCAGGAACUCCGGCGAGAACUGGACCGUGCUAAUAAAAACUGUCGAAUCCUGCAGUACCGUCUCCGGAAAGCAGAGCAGAAAAGCCUGAAAGUGGCUGAGACAGGGCAGGUGGACGGCGAGCUUAUCCGGAGCCUGGAGCAGGACCUGAAGGUGGCCAAAGAUGUGUCUGUCAGAUUGCACCAUGAACUUGAGACUGUAGAGGAAAAGCGCACGAAAGCCGAAGAUGAGAAUGAAACUCUCCGACAGCAGAUGAUUGAAGUGGAAAUAUCCAAACAGGCCCUCCAGAAUGAGCUGGAGAGACUGAAAGAGAGUUCCCUAAAAAGAAGAGGCAGUCGGGAAAUGUACAAAGAGAAGAAAACCUUUAAUCAGCAGAAUGGUGGACUGGCGCGCCUUGGGAACUGCAGGUCUGCGGCCAAAAUUCAAAAGAAGCUGGUGCCCCUGCGCAAGGAUGACAGUGCCGAUCUGAAGUGCCAACUGCAGUUUGCCAAAGAGGAAGCCUCGCUGAUGCGCAAGAAGAUGGCCAAGCUGGGGCGGGAGAAGGACGCGCUGGAGCAGGAGCUCCAGAAGUACAAGUCCCUCUAUGGCGACGUGGACAGCCCCCUCCCCACAGGGGAAGCGGGCGGGCCACCCAGCACCCGGGAGGCAGAGCUGAAGCUGCGGCUGAAGCUGGUGGAGGAAGAAGCCAACAUCCUGGGCCGGAAGAUCGUGGAACUGGAGGUGGAGAACCGCGGCCUCAAGGCGGAGAUGGAGGAUGCGCGGGGCCAGCACGAGCAGCGAGAGGGCCCGGGCCGGGACCAUCCGCCCGGCAUCCUUACCUCACCCUUUGGCGACUCGGUGGAGUCCUCCGCGGAGCUCCGCCGCCACCUGCAGUUUGUGGAGGAGGAAGCGGAGCUGCUCCGCAGGUCCAUAUCCGAGAUUGAGGACCACAACCGGCAGCUGACGCAUGAGCUGAGCAAGUUCAAAUUUGAGCCUCACCAGGAGCCGGCGUGGCCCGCGGAGAGCACGGGCAAGGGCGCUGGGACAGGGACGCCCCUGCAGGAGGAGCUGAAAUCGGCCCGGCUGCAGAUCAGCGAGCUGAGCGGGAAGGUGCAGAGGCUGCAGCACGAGAAUCGGGUGCUGCUGUCCAGCGUCCAGCGCUGCGACCUGGCCGUGCUCGGGGGGCCGCGCGCCACGAGCCCGCGGGACAGCUACGCGGAGAGCGACGCGGGCAAGAAGGAGAGCGGCGGGGAGGAGGGCCGCCCGUCGCAGCCCCGGAGGGAGGGCCCCGUGGGCGGGGAGAGCGACUCGGAGGAUACCUGCGAGAAGACGUCGGGCUUCGGCAGCGGGAAGCCGUCGGAGGCCAGCGAGCAGUGCCCGGCGGAGCUCCUGCGGGCGCGGGAGGACGCCGAGUGCCUGGCGGCCGUCAAGCACGAGGCGCAGCGGCUGGAGCGCACCGUGGAGCGGCUGCUCACGGACACAGACGGCUUCCUCCGCGACGCGGGGGCUGCGCUGGAACCCGGCGUCCAGGGCGAGGGUGCCCAGGACGAGCCGCACCUGCUGGGGACCAUCAGCACCAAGAUGAAGGCUUUCAGGAAGGAGCUGCAGGCCUUCCUGGAGCAGGUGAAUCGGCUGGGGGACGGGCUGUCCCCCGUGCCCCACCUCACCGAGUCCUCCAGCUUCCUCUCCACCGCGACCUCCGGGUCCCGGGACUCCCCCAUCGGGAACCUGGGGAAGGAGCUGGGUCCAGACCUGCAGUCCAGGCAGAGAGAGCAGCUGGAGUGGCAGCUUGGACCAGCCCUGGGGGACAAGAGGGACAGUCUGCGUCUUCAAGUUGCAAGGGAGCUGCACCGUCACGCUGAUGGGGACUCUGGGAGCGACGGGCCGGGAGGUCAGAGCUGCUUCAGCCUGGAGCUCAGGGGCUCCUCUGUUUUACCUGAGCAGAGUGUAUCCAUAGAGGAGCUCCAGGGUCAGCUCGCCCAGGCGGCCAGACUGCACCAGGAGGAGGCAGAGACAUUUACAAACAAGAUCCGCAAGAUGGAGGAGGACCACCUCUACGCUCUGAGGUGGAAGGAGCUGGAGGUGCACAGCCUGGCUCUGCAGAGCGCCCUGCAGGAGCGGACCUGGAGUGACGAGAAGCACCUGAUGCAGCAGGAGCUCCGCUCGCUGAAGCAGAACAUCUUCCUCUUCUACGUCAAACUCAGGUGGCUGCUGAAACACUGGCGGCAGGGGAAGCAGAUGGAGGAGGACGGCGAGGACGCAGCCCAGGGAGAGCACCCAGACACCCUCCCUAGGACCAGUGAGCUUGGAGUGCAGGGCGGGCACCAGGCAGACGGCUCAGACCGGGACGACGGCCAUCGAGGCUGUGGCUUCCCAGGGGGGGAGCGUUCCCCACACUCCCCAGUGCACACUGGAGACCACAGCUCACGGCUGCAGACCACGGAUGGGGGACAGCUCCACAGGCAGGUGUCGGAAAACCAGCAGCUGUUCAGUGCCCUCAAGGCCUUGCUGGAGGACUUCCGCUCCGAGCUGCGGGAGGACGAGCGUGCCCGGCUGCGGCUGCAGCAGCAAUACGCCAGCGACAGGGCGGCCUGGGACGUGGAGUGGGCCAUGCUCAAGUGCCGCCUGGAACAGCUGGAAGAGAAGGCUGAGAACAACUUGGGAGACCUAAGCUCUCCAUCGGAGAGCAAAGGAGCCUUGAAGAAGGAGAGGGAGGUGCACCAGCAGCUCCUGGCGGACAGUCACAGCCUGGUCAUGGACCUGCGCUGGCAGAUCCAUCACAGCGAGAAGAACUGGAACCGGGAAAAGGUGGAACUUCUUGACCGUCUGGACAGAGAUCGGCAGGAGUGGGCGCGGCAGAAGAAGGAGCUCUUGUGGAGGGUAGAGCAGUUGCAGAAAGAGAACAGUCCCCGGAGAAGUGGCAGUUUCCUCUGUGACCAAAAGGAAGGCAGUGGUGGCCCCUGUCCCCACCAGGGCAGCCUCCACAUGCCCCAUCCCAUGGCAGCGUGGCCGUGCACAGAGACCGAUUCCAUCUCAUUUGAAGACCGGCCACUGUCCAAGCUGAAGGAGUCAGACAGGUGCUCGGCCAGUGAGAACCUCUACCUGGACGCCUUGUCCCUGGACGACGAGCCGGAGGAGCCACCACCCUGCAGGCCUGAGAGGGAAUUCAGGAAUUGCCUCCCUGAGGAAGAAGAAAAUCACAAGGGGAAUCUUCAAAGGGCCGUGUCCGUGUCCUCCAUGUCUGAAUUUCAGCGUCUGAUGGACAUCUCCCCCUUUCUGCCUGAGAAGGGCCUGCCGUCCACCAGUGGCAAGGAGGAUGUCACUCCACCCCUGUCUCCAGAUGAUCUCAAGUACAUCGAGGAGUUCAACAGCAAGAGCUGGGAGUACACGCCCCCCAGGGGCCAUGGUGGGGCCGGGACCGAAAGGCCUACAGACCUCUGGGCAGAGAGGACCGAGGUGGGGCGGGCAGGGCAUGAGACCAGCACAGAGCCUUUCCCUGACUCUUCCUGGUACUUGACCACAAGUGUCACCAUGACCACUGACACCAUGACCAGCCCAGAGCACUGCCAGAAGCAGCCGCUGAGGAGCCACGUCCUCACAGAGCAGUCUGGGGUGCGUGUGCUGCACAGCCCGCCUGCUGUGCGCAGGGUCGACUGUAUCACCACAGUGGGCAACGAGGGCCCCUUCCCCACCAGCAGGGCCAGAGGGGGCCUGGGAGAUGCCAAGGGGGGCCCUCUGGAGCCCAUGCUUAGCAGAUGGUCCUGCACUCCCCCCAGACAUCCCCGAGACUACACAGAGGGGGCAUGGCGCCCCCUCGACACACCCCUCUGCACCUCCCUGGGGUUUGCCUCCCCGUUGCACAGCCUAGAAAUAUCCAAGAACAUGAGUGAUGACAUGAAGGAGGUUGCCUUCUCUGUCAGGAAUGCCAUCUGCUCUGGUCCUGCCGAGCCACAAGUCAAGGACAUGGCCUGCCAGACCAACGGGUCCCGGACCACAGGGACACAGACCGUCCAGAACACCAGUGUGGGCCUGCAGACUGAAGCCCUGCGUGGCAGCACUGUCACCAGCAGCCCCCACAAGUGUCUCACGCCAAAGGCAGGGGGCGGCACCACCCCCGUGUCAUCUCCUUCCCGCAGCCUUAGGAGCAGGCAGGUGGCCCCUGCCAUUGAAAAGGUGCAGGCCAAGUUUGAACGCACGUGCUGCUCCCCUAAGUACGGUUCUCCCAAAUUGCAGAGGAAACCGCUCCCCAAAACUGACCAGCCAAAUAACAGGACUUCCCCAGGGAUGACCCAGAGAGGGUACAGUGAGUCGGCCUGGGCACGCUCCACCACCACCCGGGAGAGCCCUGUGCACAACACCAUCAACGACGGCCUCUCCAGCCUCUUCAACAUCAUCGACCACAGCCCCGUGGUGCAGGACCCCUUCCAGAAGGGGAUACGGGCCGGUGGUCGUUCUCACUCAGCAGAACCCCGACCAGAGCUGGGCCCAGGCCAGGAAACAGGCACUAAUUCCCGAGGAAGGUCGCCCAGCCCCAGUGGGGUGGGCUCAGAGAUGUGCAAGGAGGAAGGGGGCGAGGGCACACCUGUGAGGCAGGACUUAUCCGCUCCACCUGGCUACACACUCGCUGAGAAUGUGGCCCGGAUCCUCAACAAGAAGCUGUUGGAACACGCCUUAAAGGAGGAGAGGUGGCAGGCUGCCCACGGCACCCCGAGUCUUAACAGUGACAGCCACUCGCUGGGGGACACGAUGGAGCCGGGGUCCAUGGAGGAACUACCAUGUUCUGCGCUAGCUCCAUCCCUAGAGCCCUGCUUCUCCAGACCCGAAAGACCAGCAAACCGUCGCCUUCCGUCCCGAUGGGCCCCACAUUCCCCCACUGCCUCACAAUUUCAUUUGCCUGGAGACCCGGCGUCCUUGGAGGAGCGUGGUGACCAGGAGCUGCCCGAGGAGAAGCCGAGCCGCGACGCAAGCUUGCACGGAGUGUCACAGAGCAGCCCGCUGUGACGGUGUGACUGCACCAUCACCAAGAACCAGACUCGGCCCCCAAGGAGAGAUCCAGUUUUCUCAAGGUCAAAGAAUGUUUUUAAAAAACAAACAGCUGCUGAAUGUUCAACCUGUGAAACUGAGAUGUUUCCAGAAUGAAACAGUAAACGUGCCUGUAAUAACUUAAUUUUUUUCAUAGCUCAGAUAACUAUUUUUGUCUCCAUCUUUUUUACACACAGUAUAUUAAACAAAAGGUAAAUAAGGUAUAAAUAGAUAUAAAAAAUUAAAGUUUUAAAAAUGUACAUUUUAAGAGAUUCCAAAUACCCUUGCUCUGGAUCCCCGACUGCCUCUCUGUUUAAUUUGCACUGUUACAUUUUGGGUUGGUUUAUUGCCAUGUUGCAUUAGUGUGUUUUAAGUUAAUAUUAUUUUGUCAGUGUUACUAUUUUUUAAGAAUUUUUUAAAUGCUUCAGACUGUGUGAUUCGGUGAACUUUUUGUAGUGAAAAAGCCAUGAAGCCCGUAGGCAAGACAGAUACUCCAGACACUGGAGAGGAUAAAGGACCGCAUUGGUGACAAGGCACAGUCCUCAGAAGGGCUUGGACAGUCGCUGUAUAAACCACGUAUCCCUCUACCCGACUUGCACGCCUUCGGUGCACGUACACAACUGCUGCUGUGUCCUCGCCGUCACCUAAAUGUGACUCCGUCUGUUCCACUGUAACACAUUGUGAAUUUCCUUGUACUUUUAUUGUUGGUCUUCUUGCAUUGACGAUACCACAGCAACAACAUUUUUAAAUUAUUGUUAAAAGAUUAACUGGCAAUGUACAGCGUUGACUCACAAUUUUAUUGUUUAAGGAAAAACACUCUUAAAAAGUCAUGAGGAUACCAAAUUGAAACAAAUGCUGGUGCGUCUAAGUCUGUAUGAAACCACCGCAGAGUAGAAAUAAAGCCUUUCUGAGAUGGC